AGUUGCCAUACUGGUGUUGAUCUUGAGAGGAACAAGUGGAGCGUUUGUUCAAUGGGCGUUAGGACGCAGUUCUCCUCCCUAUAUUAAUUAACGACGACGACGCUUGGUUGUUUAACCUUUAGAUUUUCACGGGACUUUUAUAAAGUCAGUCUCAUUUUUGUCUGCGAUUUUCAAAGAUGUCCAUGGUGGCGUUCCUUCUCCUCGUCGGCUGUGUUGGAGUUGUCAAUGGACAAACCAGUACCUACUACUUCGGAGAAGAUAACACUGACUGUGUGAACAGCGCCGGGCAGCUGGUGGUCAUGCCGGACACGGGGUGCAGGCAGUUUCUUAUUUGUGAUUUCAACGGUCUGGCCUACGGCCCCCAGGACUGCGCCCAGGGCACGCUCUUUGACCAGGAGAAACAAUACUGUGAACACGUGGCCUUGACCAACUGCCUACAGUCCAGGGAUCUCCUACGCGGAGUAUGUGCGACCGCGGCUGUGUUCCGCAACUGCGAGAGGUAUACACAGUGUGUGCAAGGCGUACAGCUGGAGCGAGACUGUGGCAACCUUACCGUCUACUCCAACACCCUCAAUGUCUGCGUCCACCCCGACGACCUCAACCAGGACGAGAAGGCCGACUGUGGACUGUGAAUCACACCCGAUAGACUGAUGCUGCUUGACACACGACAAUCAAGAGAUGUCACCACUAUGACAACAACCAAUAUCCACCAUGUGUAUCAGAACAACACUGAUUAUUGAAAUACCGAAAUAACAAACUGUAUUUUUUUAUUAAUAAAUAUGUUUUUAUUUCA
This is a messenger RNA of Haliotis rufescens (red abalone), 793 nucleotides long. RefSeq lists its product as uncharacterized. Bases 177 to 632 code for a protein of 151 amino acids. The transcript is spliced from 3 exons. Gene Ontology annotation, molecular function: chitin binding. Gene Ontology annotation, cellular component: extracellular region. The record is from RefSeq and is a predicted model, not a curated record. NCBI's taxonomy places the organism in Eukaryota, Metazoa, Mollusca, Gastropoda, Lepetellida, Haliotidae.